AAAUGUCAAAUGUGAAAUAGGGUUUGGAUUUUCGGUAAACAUACAAAUAUUUCAGAUGAACUUAAAAAUUCUUUUCAAUAUGAAUUCAUAAGAGAAGUGAACUGCACUCUGGCAAAGAUGAAUUUCCACAUAUUCGGAACAAUAUCGAGUAAAACCCAAAUGGUUCAAAGUAAACAUUUUAUUUAUUAGAAGUGAACACCCUAAAGUAACUGAAUUUUAUUAUGGUGGACUAUUUAACAGGCCGCUAUGUUCCCAUCGUUGUUUUUCAAAUAAUUCUGUUGGUUACUGACCUGUUGAUUAACAUUGUGUCUAUAAUUUUGAGAUCUUAUAAUGCGCUAAUACUAGUGUUUCUAAUAAUUCAGAUUUUGUGCAUCAUCCUGGCUUUUUCCACAAUAUUUAUCCUAUUCUUCUCCACUUACGUAUAUCAAGUUGGACUCAUCGAACUCUUACAUGAAAGAUUCAAGCAUACAAUCAUUGUGUGCCUGAUUUAUUUUUUAGCAACUUUAGGUAUCAAUAUUUGGUCACUUCUGCUCAGAUAUAAUGAAACAUUCACUGGAAAUUGGCCUACAGAAUUCAUAGUCUUCUACAUACUUCAUCGACUUUUUGCUCCAUUAUACUAUUACGAGUUCAAGAGGUGUUUCCUGCGAAUAAGUGAUCCCCGUUUUUAUGAAGAUAGUCGUUAAUGAUAAAUUGGAUUAGUUAGAGAUCUCAGGAAGAAAAACUCAGAGAAUUGCAUGAAGUUUCAUUUUCGUUGAGUAUUGAAUAAUUUCAUUGCGUGAAUUAUUCUUUGUCUAGUCAUUUUAAAUGAUUUCUAGUCGAAUGUGAUAUUUUCAUUUAUUUUUGGAAUGAAUUUUAAGAUUGGAUUUAUUCAAUUAUAUGUGAUCAGAAACUUUAUCUAUAUUGAAGUGUUCAUAUCAUCUGGAUAUCAGUAAAUGUGAAAAUAAA
Coccinella septempunctata (seven-spotted ladybird) is the source of this 945-nucleotide messenger RNA. Its product is annotated as transmembrane protein 138. Gene Ontology annotation, cellular component: cilium. NCBI's taxonomy places the organism in Eukaryota, Metazoa, Arthropoda, Insecta, Coleoptera, Coccinellidae. The coding region runs from base 222 to 683 and encodes 153 amino acids. The record is from RefSeq and is a predicted model, not a curated record. The transcript has 5 exons.